Messenger RNA from Aethalodelphis obliquidens (Pacific white-sided dolphin), 2436 nucleotides. It is a transcript of the gene CADM2, whose product is annotated as cell adhesion molecule 2. The record is from RefSeq and is a predicted model, not a curated record. Bases 114 to 1097 code for a protein of 327 amino acids. Gene Ontology annotation, cellular component: neuronal cell body membrane. The transcript has 8 exons. Lineage: Eukaryota; Metazoa; Chordata; Mammalia; Artiodactyla; Delphinidae. Gene Ontology annotation, biological process: homophilic cell-cell adhesion.
CUUUAAGGGACAAUAGGAUCGAGCUGGUUCGGGCUUCCUGGCAUGAACUGAGUAUCAGCGUCAGUGAUGUCUCUCUCUCUGAUGAAGGACAGUACACCUGUUCUUUAUUUACAAUGCCUGUCAAAACUUCCAAGGCCUAUCUCACUGUUCUGGGUGUUCCUGAGAAGCCUCAAAUUAGCGGAUUUUCAUCCCCAGUUAUGGAGGGAGACUUGAUGCAGCUGACUUGUAAAACAUCUGGUAGUAAACCUGCAGCUGAUAUAAGAUGGUUCAAAAAUGACAAAGAGAUUAAAGAUGUAAAAUAUUUAAAGGAAGAAGAUGCAAAUCGCAAGACUUUCACGGUCAGCAGCACACUGGACUUCCGAGUGGACCGAAGCGACGAUGGCGUGGCGGUCAUCUGCAGAGUAGACCAUGAAUCUCUCAAUGCCACCCCUCAGGUGGCCAUGCAGGUGCUAGAAAUACACUAUACACCAUCAGUUAAGAUUAUACCAUCCACUCCUUUUCCACAAGAAGGACAGCCUUUAAUUUUGACUUGUGAAUCCAAAGGAAAACCACUGCCAGAACCUGUUUUGUGGACAAAGGAUGGCGGAGAAUUACCAGAUCCUGACCGAAUGGUUGUGAGUGGUAGGGAGCUAAACAUUCUUUUCCUCAACAAAACGGAUAAUGGUACAUAUCGAUGUGAAGCCACAAAUACCAUUGGCCAAAGCAGUGCAGAGUAUGUUCUCAUUGUACAUGAUGUUCCCAACACUUUGCUUCCCACUACUAUCAUCCCCUCCCUUACCACUGCAACAGUCACAACCACUGUAGCCAUAACAGCCAGCCAAACCACAUCUGCAACAUCCAGCAACAUACGAGAUCCCAAUGCUCUGGCUGGCCAGACUGGCCCUGAUCAUGCUCUUAUAGGAGGAAUUGUGGCUGUAGUUGUAUUUGUCACUCUGUGUUCUAUAUUUUUGCUCGGACGGUAUCUGGCAAGACAUAAAGGAACAUAUUUAACAAAUGAAGCUAAAGGAGCUGAAGAUGCACCAGAUGCUGACACAGCCAUUAUCAAUGCUGAGGGCAGCCAAGUCAAUGCUGAAGAGAAAAAAGAAUAUUUCAUUUAAGAUGCAGGCCAAGAUUCUGAAUUUUACUUACCACACUGGCUGCUGGAGAAAACUGGCUAUCAUCUUUCAGAAUUCAUUUCUAUCAUCUUCUGCUACCUUUAUUAACUUCCAUACCGUACUGCUAUCAGUAGCCAGUGUAUACCAACAAUCAGCUGUCGAAAGCAUCAUUCUUUAAUUACUGUACCAUCCAUAAUGCAGGACAUUUCUUACUGCCUAAAUUCCACACCAUUGCUCUUUUAACAUACAGUGCUUGAAUAUACAGCCUUAACAAUGUUAAUCAUCUCCUUGGAUCAUGAUAUUGAAUUGUUUUUAUACAUUGAAAAAAAUGUAUGCAGAGGUUUUUUUCCCCUCAUUUUUUGUCCCCUUUAAAUCAAAGACCUUGUCAGUUUACCAUUGGACAGCUUUCACAAGUAACAAGAUUAGGUAAAGACCUAAUGUGCUUAAGUUCAAUCAGAUGUUAGAGGUUUACGAUGUUUUCUACAUGUCUAUAUUCAAAGACAUGUUUUGGAAACAUAUGCCCUAAAAGACAAAAACUGAAAAAGACUACUGUAGUAUAGAUUCUGGAAUGUUUGAGAUUGUACUGGUAAAGCUGUAUCAAUUCACUAUUUAAAAAUUUAGUAUUUGAUACAGGAGCCAUGUAUAUGGAUUGCAAUCAGGACAUGCUAUCUUAUAUAAUUAUAUAGAUCUUACCAUUAGGUUAUUUUAGCUUCAUAUACCAAUAAAUUGUUACAAACAUUUUACUGUUUUGGGAAUCACAAAACUUUCAUUCAUUUCUCUAAUUUGAUUCUGUAAUUUAUUUGUUCCACAAAGACUCACCUGCCUAAACAAAAUUGAAAUAUCCAUAGGGCACAAUUUUGAGACAUUUUAGUAUCUGUAUAUAGUGCAUAUAAUAAAUCCAAUUAAACAUUAUUUGAUACAUAUUUAACUUUUUUGGCUGUAGGUAAUUCAGUCAUGAGUAAGCAUUUUCUAAUGUCCAUUAUAUCUCUUUAGAUAUUACUUAAACCAAUAUAAUAAGUAGGUAACAUGUAUUAGUAUUUUUGUCUGUAUGUCCUAGCACUGUUCAACAACAAAUUUUUCUAGUUCUUGUUAAUUUUUAUUUGUUAUACAAUGGAAGCACAAUGUUAUAAGGAAAGGUAAUUUUAAGCUAACAACCAGUGCACAGCCUCAGGUUUUAAAUUACAACCACAGUUGAAUAAUAAUCUAAAAAUAAACUCUUAGUUUGCUAAAAAUUUUCAAAUUUUAAUUUGGCAGUUCCAGAGCUGCUUACCUAUGUUGGUUUGCCAAAAAGAAGUGUUUAAGAUAUGUUUUCUGUAUAAAUGAACUAAUUCUUUAUAUUAAA